Messenger RNA from Caenorhabditis remanei, 1110 nucleotides. RefSeq lists its product as uncharacterized. Gene Ontology annotation, molecular function: ATP binding; protein serine/threonine kinase activity. NCBI's taxonomy places the organism in Eukaryota, Metazoa, Nematoda, Chromadorea, Rhabditida, Rhabditidae. Gene Ontology annotation, cellular component: nucleus; cytoplasm. The coding region runs from base 1 to 1110 and encodes 369 amino acids. The record is from RefSeq and is a predicted model, not a curated record. The transcript has 5 exons. Gene Ontology annotation, biological process: signal transduction; peptidyl-serine phosphorylation.
AUGCCGUCUGAAAAAGAAGAAGAUCCUAUGAAGAAUGUAACGUUUCAUAAAAACAAAAAAUUUGGUGAUUGGAUCAUUGGAGAUGUUUUAGACGAAGGAGGAUUUGGAAAAGUGUAUCAUGUAACUAACAUUCAUGAUCCGAGCAAAGUGGCAGCAUUGAAAGCAGAAUCAAAUGAUAUUGAAGGUGGAUCUGCUAUCAAAUUAGAAGCAAUGAUUCUGAAUAGAUUGAACGAGAAUGGACCAGUUCCACAUAUUCCGAUAGUUUAUUUAUGUGCAAAACGUAAACUGUACUGUUACAUGGUGAUGACGUUGCUUGGGAAGAAUCUACGAAAACUGAAGACACUGAAUACGGUGAUGAAUAAUGGAUUCACACGUGGAACAUGGAGUCGCAUUGGUAUUCAAUGUCUUUAUGCUAUAAAAUAUGUUCAUGAUAACGGAUUCGUUCAUCGUGAUAUCAAACCACAAAACUUCCUAUUAGGCUAUGAAAAAGAAAAAGAAAGGGCUAGAAUUGUGCAUAUUUUGGAUUUCGGAUUGGCGAGACCAUUUGCUACAUAUUUUGCUCGAGAGAAGAAAUGGAUUGCUCGGAAAGCACGUGGUUCAGCAGAGUUUCGUGGAACUCUUCGCUAUACUUCUCCUAAUGUUCAUCUUCGAAAAGAACAAGGACGUGGUGAUGAUGUAUGGUCAUUACUGUAUGUUCUUAUUGAGCUGAACGGAGGAAAAGCUCUCCCGUGGCAAAAUGAUUCUCAACGUGAACGUGUUGAACAGAUGAAAUUGAAUCUCCCAGCGAAAGUAGUCAUGUCGAAUAUGCCUGGUUGUAUGGAUAAAGUGAUGCCUCAUUUAGAAACACUUGACUACUAUCAAAGACCCGAUUAUCAUUUGUUUUUCAAAGCAUUGUGGCAAGUUAUGGAAAAUGAGAAAAUAACACCAAACUCCAAGUAUGAUUGGGAACCUGACAAUGUUGAUCCGAAAUCAUAUCCGACUGCUGCUUGGGAAAACCCGUCUGGUUCGUUUUUCCAAUUGGAUCCAAUUGGAAUCAAUACUCCACCGACGCCAGCUGAAACAGCAUUGACUACUGAAAAAAGUGGAAAGACCAAAAAAUCAAAGAAAUGA